Molecule: messenger RNA, 4390 nt
Organism: Oryctolagus cuniculus (rabbit)
Lineage: Eukaryota; Metazoa; Chordata; Mammalia; Lagomorpha; Leporidae
Source: RefSeq, a predicted model, not a curated record
AAUGGUUAUACUAAGGAGAUUUACAAAGUAAAUGUUUGAUAACUGUAGUUGGGCAGUUAAUGACCUGUUAGUCAUUGAAGAUUUGAAUAGUGAGCAAGAGACAUCCAGUUGAGUUCCUGCUUCAGUCACAGGUUGGAGGAUGUUUGCAGACAUCUAAGGCCACCUCAUCUGCAGGGAUGUGCCCAGAUUGAAGCCUGCUGCAGUUCAGGUCAGCAUGGCAUCUCCUCAACCCUCUGCUGCUAAGACCAAGAUAAGUUGCUGAAUUCCUUGGAGUCUUAAUUGAAUUGCAUACUACACAGAAGCUUCAAAUUCCUCAUGUUUUAAAUGGGGAACAAGAGGGAGGUUUUAUUACAUUUUGACUAGUAGACAUUGUCUCUCAUCAUGGGGGAUUGGAACCUACUGGGUGGCAUCCUAGAGGAAGUUCACUAUCACUCAACCAUAGUGGGGAAAAUCUGGCUGACUAUCCUCUUCAUCUUUCGAAUGCUGGUCCUUGGUGUGGCUGCUGAGGAUGUCUGGGAUGAUGAGCAAUCAGCAUUUACCUGCAACACACAGCAGCCAGGUUGCAACAAUAUCUGUUAUGAUGAUGCUUUCCCGAUCUCUUUGAUCAGGUUCUGGGUAUUACAGAUCAUCUUUGUGUCUUCUCCUUCACUGGUAUACAUGGGCCAUGCACUUUAUAGACUCAGGGACUUUGAGAAAGAGAGGCAGAGGAAAAAGUCGUACCUAAGAGCCCAGAUGGAGAAUCCAGAACUUGACUUGGAGGACCAGCAGAGGAUAGAUAGGGAACUGAGGAGGUUAGAAGAGCAGAAGAGGAUCCAUAAAGUCCCUCUGAAAGGAUGUCUACUGCGCACUUAUGUCUUACACAUCUUGACCAGAUCUGUAUUGGAAGUGGGGUUCAUGAUAGGCCAAUAUGUUCUCUAUGGGUUUCAAAUGUAUCCCCUUUACAAAUGCACUCAGCCUCCUUGUCCCAAUGCAGUGGACUGCUUUGUAUCCAGGCCCACAGAGAAGACCAUUUUCAUGCUCUUUAUGCAGAGCAUUGCAGCCAUCUCCUUGUUACUCAAUGUACUGGAAAUAUUUCAUCUAGGUGUCAGGAAAAUCAUGAAGGCACUUUAUGAGAAAUCCAGCAAUGAGGGCUUUGAGAAUGAAAGGGGCCCUCCAUUCCAGCUGAGGAAAUAUUCAGCGGCCCAGCAGUGUAUGAUUUGCUCGUCUUUGCCCGACAGAAUCUCUCUACUUCAAGCUAACAAUCAGCAGCAAGGAAUUCGAAUCAACGUGCCAAAGUCUAAAACUAUGUGGCAAAUCCCACAGCCUAGGCAACCUGAGGCAGAUUCUUCCUUCAGCAAAAAAGAGUGGGCUGAGAAGGAUCAGCACAGCGGACAGCUCCAUGUCCACAGUCCAUGUCCUCAGGAUGCCAGCACCAGAAUUCAGCACUCAGGACAGCAACCAGACCAUUCUUCCUUUGCUGUGCAGAAUACAACUAUCCAGUCUUGGCCAGGUACAACAACCACCUCUAGACACUGUCCAGCCUAUGCGGUAGGAACCUGGAAGCAGUCCCAGGACCUAGAACCCUUGGGCGAGCCUCUCACAGAUCUACACAGUGAUAGCAGUGUGAGAGAGAGUGGGGGCUGGGUAGACAAAUCACGCCCGGGUAGUCGCAAGGCCAGCUUUUUGUCCAGACUGUUGUCUGAAAAGGCACAGCUGCAGAGCGACUUGGGAAGUUCAAGUUCCCAGAAUAGCUCCCGUUUGGAUUUUCAGCACCAGGAAAACAGUCCCUCUCCUGCACCCUCCAUCACUGGGCAGAGAACAUCAAUGGUAGUAAAGACACCAGCCCUGCUGAUUAUGGGACCAUCACAAGAGGUUUUCCACUCAGGCUGCCUCUCUCCCUUUCCUUUCCUGCUGUGUGUGUGUGUGUGUGUGUGUGUUCAGAGAAGUGGACAAAGAGGAGAUUAGUUCAUAGUGAGCUAACUUCAUUCAGUAUGUUCAGUUACAUUCAAUCAAGAAAAUGAAAGCUGUAUAAAAUUUAGGUUAUACCGAUAUCUCCUAUAAGUACUGGUAUAUAAGUGCAUACAAUACAGUCUCUUACAUCAGAAGACUCAGAGUCCAGAUGGGAAAAUUACACAGGUGAUCAAGUGUAAGGUGCUGUAUUAGUGGGACUAGGUGAGCUAAGGAGAGAGUGGUCAGUUCUGUAGGAUUGGCCUGGAAAAGCUUUAGAGUUGAAGUUAUUUUGAACUGAAUCUUGGGUGAUGUGGUUAGUUUUUCCAGAAUGUGGAGGGCUGGAUAUAUGGAAGAAGGCUAUCCUGGUAAAAUACUGAGAGAUGUGGGCCCUCUGGGAACCAGAGGGUGGCUGGAAUCAUAGGAGGGCAGUGGAGGAAGGCUGUGGAGAGAGGGAAGGCUAGAGAAGUGGGUGUGGAUGCCUUGAAGAAAGGUAGUGGAGAACCAGUAGAGAAUGCAAAGCAGACAAGAAACGAAAUCAAUGAGCCACUCCAGAAAGCUCUUUCUUCCACAUUGUGGAAAAAGGAUCAGAGGAAGGAUCUUUUGUAAUCUUAGAUUGCCAUCGUCUCACUCAGGCAGGAGGGUGUACUCCAUUGCUUUAACACCUCUGGCAUUUAAAAAUCAUUUACAAAUAUUUGCUGAUGUAUUUCACAAAGACUAAAAAUCAAUACUGUAUUGAUUUAAAUUUUGUUCUCUGAAAAGCCACUGUGAGAGAAAAGUUCUGUGGUCAUUGUAAAACAUAAUGGGUAUUUACUGUGGAUUCUUCUCAGUUCUGGAACAAAGGAUGCACGAGGUGUUCUGCUCACUCCUCAUAGCUGUUUUCCAUUAGAAAGAAAACCCUGUGUCUGAUGGGAGAACUUCCCAGUUGCGCUCACACACUCGUUUCUUCCUUUGUUUCAUUCCUUGGGUUAAUAAUGAUUGAAUCUCUAUUCUGCAGCUUCCUAUCUCCCAUGGGUUUAGAGACACUGUUAUUACUGCACCAAAGCCUUAUUUUGAGUAGAAUCAUAUCCCACCCACACUCAUUUCUUCUCUGAUCAGCCAUCUACCUAGGAAACUACAAUGCAGUGUCAGUGGAUGAGUGCUUUAAACUCUAUACCACACGACAGCAGCAUUCCCCAUGCAGGCCACAGUUCAGAAUCAUCUGGAAGCUUAAAAAAAGUCUUCAUGCCCAGGACAAAUUCAUUCCCAAUUAAACAAAAAUCUCUGUGGUUGGGAUGCAGGCAUAAAAAAUCUUUAAACUCCUAUGGUGGCCGGCGCCGCGGCUCACUAGGCUAAUCCUCCGCCUAGCGGCGCCGGCACACCGGGUUCUAGUCCCGGUCGGGGCGCCGGAUUCUGUCCCGGUUGCCCCUCUUCCAGGCCAGCUCUCUGCUGUGGCCAGGGAGUGCAGUGGAGGACGGCCCAGGUGCUUGGGCCCUGCACCCCAUGGGAGACCAGGAAAAGCACCUGGCUCCUGGCUCCUGCCAUCGGAUCAGCGCGGUGCGCCGGCCGCAGCGCGCCGGCCGCGGCGGCCAUUGGAGGGUGAACCAACGGCAAAGGAAGACCUUUCUCUCUGUCUCUCUCUCUCUCACUGUCCACUCUGCCUGUCAAAAAAAAAAAAAAGAUUUAUUUACUUAUUUGAAAGUCAGAGUUACAUAGAGAGAGAAGGAGAGGCAGAGAGAGAGAGGUGUCUUCCAUCCGCUUGUUCACUCCCCACUUGGCCGCAACGGCCGGAGCUGUGCUGACGCCAGGAGCCAGGAACUUCCUCCGGGUCUCCCACGUGGGUGCAGUGGCACAAGGCCUACUGCUUUCCCAGGCCAUAGCAGAGAGCUGGAUCAGAAGUGGAGCAGCUGGGACACGAACUGGCGCCCGUAUGGGAUGCUGGCACUGUAGGCAUCGGUUUUAUCCACUAUGCCACAGUGCAGGCCCCUCAAUAUUUUUCUUUUCUUGUACCUCUUUCCAUGUGAAAGGAGCCUCUGGAUUGGUAGAGAAUUGAAGGAGAGAGAGCAGUGUUGAGUUGAGACAGAUUUUCUGAAUCUUUCAUCUUAUCUUUUUAGAGAAGCUCAGUUUGGAAAAAAGACGAUGAAGUUGAUGGGCUUGCCUUCUUUUUUCCUGUAGAGAUUUAUUAUAUUCAUAUGUGUAAAUAAGAACCAAAAAUAAUUUUCAUGGGGGAAAUGUACCACUAACCUUCUUAUAAAUAUAGGACACGAAAGUCUAAUCAGGCAUGUUUUUUUUUUUUUUUAAUUAACAAACUUUCUCUUUUAGAGUAGUUGUAGCUUCACAACAAAACUGAAUAGAAAGUAGGGAGUUCUCAUAUACCCCAUCUCUACACAUGCACAAAGCUCCCUCACUACCCCCCACUAUGAACAUCUCACAUCAGAGUAGAGCAUUUUUUACAGCUGAUUAACCUACACUGACACAUCCUUAU